Messenger RNA from Eucalyptus grandis, 618 nucleotides. RefSeq lists its product as uncharacterized. Gene Ontology annotation, molecular function: fatty acid binding. NCBI's taxonomy places the organism in Eukaryota, Viridiplantae, Streptophyta, Magnoliopsida, Myrtales, Myrtaceae. The transcript is spliced from 2 exons. Gene Ontology annotation, biological process: systemic acquired resistance. Bases 74 to 421 code for a protein of 115 amino acids. The record is from RefSeq and is a predicted model, not a curated record.
AAAUUCUUGAGCACUGCAACAUCGUUCUUCCUCACAAGCUGUGUCGUGACAGCAAAUUGAAGAGGAGUCUCCAAUGGGCAAGUUCAUUUGCAUCCUUGCAUUGCUCCUGAUGGCAUGCGUGGUGUCCCGGGGAGCUCUCGCUGCAGGCGAGUGUGGGAAGUCGACAACCCCAGACGCCGAGGCCAUGAAGCUGGCCCCCUGCGCGGCAGCUGCACAGGACGCUAAGGCCCCUGUGUCUGACAGCUGCUGUGCCCAGGUGAAGAGCAUAGGGAAGAACCCGAGCUGCCUCUGCGCCGUGAUGCUCUCGAACACAGCCAAGGCUUCCGGUAUCAAGCUCGAGACCGCCAUCACAAUCCCCAAGCGCUGCAACAUCGCAGACCGCCCGGUGGGUUACAAGUGCGGAGCUUAUACCCUGCCAUGAUGGAAGACCAUAUGCUCACGGAUACAUGGUUGCUAAUGAUUCCUUGGCAACCGAUGCUUCAGCUCUGUCGUUUUAUAACAAAUAAGGGGGACAGGAGCUUUGUUGUAAUCUAUGAUCUAUUUCCCUAUCUACCUUAAUAAAUCGAAGCGCAUCUGAGGGCUUUCUCAGUUGCGAGAAUCUUCCAAUCGUUUUCGUUC